UACUUCAAAUAUUAAUUACUCCUUCUCAAAGCUUUGGAUCGUCCCCUCACGUUUUGUCCCCCGACCAAAAAAAAAAAAAAUUCCGUCUUUCGCUGUCUCUCUCCCUCUCUCCCUCUCUCGAUUCUUUGAGACCCCUUUUUUUCUCGCUGAUAAGAAGCUUUCUGUUGCUUUUCUUUCUCUGCUUGAAGGAAGGGAGGGAAGGGAGGAGGAGGAGGAGGAGGAGGAGGAGGAUUCACUUGAUUGAGGAUUUGAAGUACAUUCUUGUGCAUGGUGAUGGAUGAAAUAUCCGGGAAAAGGGCUGUUGAUAAGCUUCCUCCAACGAAGAGGUCUGGUCUUGUUAUGAGGGACACUUCCAGCUUCUCGGGCCGCAGUCCUCAGCCCUGUAACAGGCUUGGCUGCAGCAGCAGGGCAAACAUAUUGAAGGGUGGUCAAGGUGGUGGCGCAGGCUGCCCACAGAAGGCCAAAUCGGUGAGGUCAUCAGUCUGCCAUUCUGGUGGCAAGGAAAUCUCUGGAAGUUCCUCUAAGAAUGGUCCUUCUGUAUUAGCGGUAAAGACUCCAAAGAAGGAAACGCAGAAGAAGAAGAUUGUUCUGCAGCUCAACACUGACUCAUCAGAUACUAGCAGCACUAGGGAUGAGCUUGAGGUGCCAGAGGUUGUACCACCACCAGGGAAGAUCCAAAAGGGAGUUGAGGAAUCAUCCAUGGAUGGAGUCACAGUAAUGGAAGUGGGAAGCUCCAGUUCGGGAACUGCUUCGAUUUCAAAAUCCAGGAAUAAUAGUAAUUCUAAGAAUCUGGGAUCGUCUAAGGCCAAAAGUGUGAGACAGCAACCCGCGAAUCCUAACAUGGGCCAGUGUGGUUUGCGGAACCUGAGAUGCAAUUCUACAGCUGAUGUGGCUCCGCCCAAUAGCAGCCCUCCUAACCGAAGUCUGAAUAAGAGGAAAGACUUGCUGAAAGGCCGUAUUUCUGAAGGGGAAACAAGCUCCUCUAGGGGAAGGAAGACUGCUGGGACCUUGCCAAGUUCUAGAAGUGGAGUAUCUAUCCCCGAAUCAAGAAGGACCAGGAAUAGUGGCCCCUCUGAAGCACAUAGAAGUGUUUCAUCAGUUAGGGUCAGAAGGUCUCCUGGGAGUCCUAGCGAGAGAAAUACAAGGAGCUCUUCCUCGAGUGAAUCCAGAUUUACAUUUUCAAGGUCGGCUCAUCGUGAUUUCCCUGUUGAUGAGAAUGCUUCAAGCAGUAGCUCUCCUUAUGAGUUGUCUAAUGAAAGUCUGUUUAGACGUUUUGCCAUAAGUAAUCGGCCAGGGAGUAGCAGUGGGCUGUCACCAGGUUUUGGACCGUCUAGUCCUGAUAAUGCAGGCUUUAGCUCUCACCCAUCAGUAAAUUGGGAGAGUUUCCAACAGUACACCAUGGAAGGAAUUGCAGAGGUUUUGUCGGCACUCGAGAGGAUUGAACAAGAUGAGUUGAAUUAUGAGCAACUUGUUUCUCUGGAGACCAACCUGUUUCUUAGCAGCUUGAAUGUCUACGAUCAACACCGAGACAUGAGGAUGGACAUUGACAACAUGUCUUAUGAGGAAUUACUAGCUCUGGGAGAAAGAAUGGGCACUGUGAGCACAGCAUUGACCGAGGAAGCUAUAGCAAAAUGCCUUAAGAGAGAUCUAUACCAAAAAAUAAAGGGCAAUGAUGAGCCUGCUGCCAGCACAGAGAAUGAUGAUGACACAAAAUGCAGCAUUUGCCAGGAAGAAUACGUGGAUGAAGAUGAAGUUGGGAGACUGCAGUGUGAGCACAUGUACCACAUUAACUGCAUAAACCAGUGGCUUCGGCUUAAGAACUGGUGUCCAAUUUGUAAAGGCUCAGCAGAGCCCUCACCUUCCUCUCCUCGACCGUGAUUUUCGAUAGAAGUCAACUGUGUUGGGAAGGAAUUUAUUUUUCUUAGAUGUACAUUCCAAGUGCCCAUUUACUUUGUGGCUCAUUCUGUACAUACCUGAAUUUCUUACCUCAGAAACAUUUGCUAGUUUGAGCCGUAAGACCAGCUCAAUUUGGGAACUAUUCAUUUUACCACUGGAAAUAAUGCAAGUGAAAACAUCGACAUACUUUGGUACUUC
Molecule: messenger RNA, 2094 nt
Organism: Punica granatum (pomegranate)
Lineage: Eukaryota; Viridiplantae; Streptophyta; Magnoliopsida; Myrtales; Lythraceae
Source: RefSeq, a predicted model, not a curated record